Molecule: messenger RNA, 576 nt
Organism: Aaosphaeria arxii CBS 175.79
Lineage: Eukaryota; Fungi; Ascomycota; Dothideomycetes; Pleosporales
Exons: 1
Coding region: 144-494 (116 amino acids)
Source: RefSeq, a predicted model, not a curated record
ACUCUCUCCACAUAGUUGUUGGUAGUACGGAGUAUAGCAUUGGCAAACGCUUUUAUACAGACUUGUUUAAUUUGGUUUGCAACAUGUAAAUUGUCCUACGUUCUGUUCUUAUUGACCACUCAGCUAGUCGUACCGGUCUUUAUAUGACUGUGUCACGUCUCCCCUCAUUCAUAUCCUCUACUUCCCUGCAUCAUCCAGUCAGCCAAUUAGAAAAUAUAGUUGCGAAUAUACCGCUGCGGUCUCUUGUGAGUGGGCUCUUCUAUUCAUCGACCAACAUUCCUCCAAUAUACCAGAAAUGCUCUGCUCCUCCAACACCGCCGUCCCGGAUCGGUCUGACCAUGUUGACGGUCUCCUCUUCUCCGGGAUUCCGGUCGACGCCUAUGGGUAUUCCGCUCCUCUCAUACUUGCUCCCCCUCCCCCUUCAAGCCUUUAUGUAUGCUAUGUAUGUACAGUACAAUACAUAUGCUACAAGCCGGAUCCGCCCAACAGGGUAAAUUCGAAAAAGCAUUCCAAUGCGCCGUCGCUAAUGGUCGACCAACUAAACCAGCCGAACAACAAUAUACGAGAAUUGUGGGG